Messenger RNA from Emiliania huxleyi CCMP1516, 771 nucleotides. RefSeq names its product DNAJ domain-containing protein. Gene Ontology annotation, biological process: protein import into mitochondrial matrix. The record is from RefSeq and is a predicted model, not a curated record. Gene Ontology annotation, molecular function: ATPase activator activity. The transcript is spliced from 4 exons. Lineage: Eukaryota; Haptophyta; Isochrysidales; Noelaerhabdaceae. Bases 20 to 373 code for a protein of 117 amino acids. Gene Ontology annotation, cellular component: PAM complex, Tim23 associated import motor.
CGCGCGCGGCGCGCUCGUCAUGGGAGAGCGGCUGGCGAAGAAUCCAGAGACGAUGAAGAACAUGCAGGCGGCAGCGGCUGGCUUUCGCGCGGUGGGGGACAAGUUCCGGUUGUCGAGUUUGAUGGACCGGGUGAAUGAGAUGCGCGGCGGGUCCGCGUGCGGCUUCGAGGCCAAUAUGAGCCGGAGAGAGGCGUCGCAGAUCCUCGGCAUCCGAGAGAGCGCCACGAAGGCGCAGAUCAAGGACGCGCACCGCAAAAUCAUGCUGCUCAACCACCCGGACCGAGGAGGCUCGCCCUUCAUCGCCACGAAAAUCAACCAGGCUUCCGAGGUGAUGAUGGGGCAGGACCGCUCUUCCGGCUCCGCCUUUUCGUGAGGGAGGGGGAAGGGGUAGGAUGCUAGAGAUCGCUCAGACGCCUUGCGCAGUGCACGGAGGUAGCGCAGAGAGAGACGACGACAAACAACAGGUGCGGAGUGAGCGGCUGUCCCGUUCGUGUGGAGGUGCCUCUUGCUCGGCUGUGCCUCAACCCUCGCACCCGGAUCGACCACCAUCCCUUGCUCUUUUGCCUUGCUCGUGCGCUGCUGGUUCUGCCUCGGCGGGGCCGCGCGGAGAACGGCCUGAUUUUAUUUUCCUGCUCGCGGGGAAGGCCCGGGCCCUACGGCCCUGUCGCCUGUGCCGUCAACCCUGACUACUCAUGUGUUAUAUACCGCCCUUGGGUCUGUGUUUUCGUACGUGCAAUACGAUAUCAGCUAGAAGACACGGGUUCAGUCAAA